CAUUUGUUAUGGUUUGUCAGCUUGAUUUCAGACAAUUCUAAAGUAUGGCUUGAAUAGUAAAAUACAGUAGUUAACCAAAAUACGGUUUUUCAGGUGUUUUUGCAGAUGGAAGAUAGUCUAAACAUUAGAUCCUGACUGAGGGGUGUGAUGACCAUGCUCAAUGUUAAGUAAACCUCUUGUGUGAUAAACUGGAAUUUCUGUGAAUGUUAUUGUUGAAGAACUCAAGGAUGUCUGGGGCUUGGAACAUGAUAUCCCUACGGCACUCAAUGAUAGGACCUAGGAGCAGACUUCACUCCUAAAGAGAAGACGAGAACAGGAAACAUUUCAUUCUUCUGUUGAACAGCACUCAGGCCUACAGAAAGACUAUGCUCUCCUGGGAUGUUCAUCUCUGCUGCUGCAUAUAUGUAUUUGCACUCCUCUAUGUACCUGCAGCCUCCAUCUUGAACAUAUCCGCUAAGGAUGACCUUCCAACUGGUGCUCAAAAUCGGGAACAAAUGGAUGGGGAUUCAUCAUUCCUUCAGUUAAGAGGCAGCCUGCCGUCUUAUUCCCAGCCAUUCCGCCCAUACACCAUACUGACCACUGCAAAAAAUUUCCCCUCCAUACCCAAACCAAGGAAUUACCGCCCCUCACGCCUACUUCGUAUUCUCGGACCCUCUUUUGACCCAUUCUGGAUGUCUGUUGAUCAGCCACCUGAAGUCUCUGUGGUCUGCACAGACAAAGGUAACUGUGAUGCUGUGUCAAGAGGCGACUCGCUACCUGUUGGAAUCAACUCAAGACCUUCCAAAGAGAACUUCAACUUCAGUGCUUCUGCAGUGCUGAUGGAGGCUAGAGAAAACCAGCGGCGGGAGUUGGCAAGAGAAGCCUCAGGUGUGAAGCUCAGUUUUCUGCCUCCGGAUGUUGCCAGCUCAGUCCGGACCUGGCUGGUGAAUUCUGCCACAUGUGGAUUGCGUUCUCAGUGGGUGGAUGUGGGCCCAGCAUUCUGGCCACGCUGGUUGCGACAGACAGACUGUGAUGAGUCAGGCAGAGUGCGAAGCUGCUCCUUUCCCAGUGGCAUGGCAUGCGUGAGAGCUCAAACAACACAUAUUAAGAUUCUGGCUUGGCAUUGCUUGAAAGUGAGAGAUGAUGAAUCCAAGCAGAUUGAGGGUGACAUGUCUGGUAUCAGCAUGUUGGUGGGAAUUAGUGAAGAAAUGAGAAAGUGUUUAUGGAGGCCGGUGCCUUAUCCUGUGGUCACAGCUUGUGCAUGUAAAUGCAAAUGAUUGCCUUACUCUGUGAUUUCUCGAAUUAGUCUUGAAAUAUAAUCUAUUGGCAUUCCAUGUUUACUCCUUUUUUAAUACCAAUAUAUAUUUUAGUGGAAUUCUCCCACAUCAAGCGAUUUCUAAUAAAUAUUAGCUUGCAACUUACAAGGUAGUAUUUUCUUGUAACAGUAGCUCAGUCCUCUGCAUUUUUUUUUUUUUUUUGCUGUACUGUAUAUGUUGAUUUAUUGUGUAUUCAGUGAAAUUUUGAAAUUAAAGUCUAAUCUGUUAGUGUCCUUAAUUUGCAUUGAAAU
Corythoichthys intestinalis (scribbled pipefish) is the source of this 1546-nucleotide messenger RNA. Its product is annotated as noggin-like. NCBI's taxonomy places the organism in Eukaryota, Metazoa, Chordata, Actinopteri, Syngnathiformes, Syngnathidae. The transcript has a single exon. The coding region runs from base 366 to 1256 and encodes 296 amino acids. The record is from RefSeq and is a predicted model, not a curated record. Gene Ontology annotation, biological process: osteoblast differentiation; dorsal/ventral pattern formation; negative regulation of BMP signaling pathway.